AUGAGAGAAAUAGCGUUCCGAAGGAAGGCCGAUCUUCCUCAGAUCACUUUACGUGCAACAAUCACGGGUCUUUUAAUUGGAUCAGUGGUUCUCAUAUCUAAUUUCCAAUUUGGUCUUCAAACAGGCUGGGUAUCGAUGAUGUCUCUCCCUAGUGCACUUUUAGGGUUCACCAUAUUUAAAGCAAUUAAGCCCUUUCAUAAACAUUUUACAGAUGUUGAGAAUGUAUAUGUCCAAAGUUUGGCUGUGGCUGUGGGUACAGGCCCAUUGGCUUAUGGUUUAGUUGGUAUUAUACCAGCAAUUGAAAAGUUCUUAACUCCAGAAGAAGCUGGAGGUCAAAUAUUCAAAUUAACCACGUCACAAUUAAUGAUAUGGUCAACUGGUUUGGCAUUUUUCGGAGUAUUCUUUGCAGUUUUGCUUCGGAAACAAGUUAUCAUUAAAGAAAAGUUACCCUUUCCUUCUGGAAAUGCAACUGCUACCCUUAUCAGCGUAUUGCAUGGUAGUGAGACCUUACAACAAACUAAGAAGUAUCUUCAUUAUCAGCCACAAGAAGAAGAAGAAGAACUGUUAAGUGAUGUUAGUUUAGAACAUCCUAAGAAUGAUAUUCAUGAGGCCCGAUAUCGUUCAAAUAUCUUCAAUCUAUCUAUAACCUUCAGUGUGUCUGCCUUGUACACCAUAGUAUCGCAUUUUUAUUCCGGGUUAAGAAGUAUACCAUUAUUUGGUUCAUAUUUAUCACUGGAAUACAUGUGGAAUUUCCAACCUCUGCCAGCAUACAUUGGACAAGGGAUCAUAAUGGGAUUACCUACAGUUUCUUAUAUGUUGUUUGGAGCUAUUUUAGGUUGGGGGAUAUUGGCACCAAUGGCUAGACAUGAAGGAUGGGCACCUGGUGACAUAGACAACUGGAUUAAUGGGGGCCAAGGGUGGAUAUUGUGGAUAAGUUUGAGUGCUAUGAUUAGUGAUUCUAUAGUAGCAUUUGUGGUUAUUACCAUAAAGUCUAUUUUUUCAGUACUAUUCUCUUUGGAUGAUGAAGAAGAAGAAGUUGAAAGUACUGAUGAUAAUGUUGAUUAUAAUGAUAAUGUUGAUGAAGAAACCACUUUGAUAGCAUCAGAUGAAAAUCGUAUUAUACUGUUUAAUUCAGGUGAAUCAACAUAUACUGAACUGAGACCACGGAAUUUAUUCCGUUCCAAAAGCAGAGAAUCGAAAUUCGAUGAUGAUUACAUAGACCAUAAGAAACACUCUAUCCCCCCCAUUACAGUGAUUCUUGGCUUGAUUCUAUCUUCAGUAUUGUGUGUUGUAUGUGUCAGAAGUGUGUUUGGACCCAUAAUCCCAUAUUAUGCCCUUGUAUGUGCUAUUAUACUAGCGUUAUUCUUUUCUGUGUUGGGUGUAAGGGCGCUCGGAGAAACAGACUUGAAUCCCGUUAGUGGCAUAGGGAAGUUAUCUCAAUUGAUAUUUGCUGUGAUUAUACCGGCAAACCACCCGUUUAAAAUCCUCAUUAACAUUGUGGCGGGGGGUAUAGCAGAAGCUGGAGCCCAACAAGCAGGUGAUUUAAUGCAAGAUUUGAAAACCGGUCAUUUAUUAGGGGCCUCACCAAAAGCUCAAUUCAUCGCACAAAUUAUUGGAACUUUAUACUCCAUAAUAUUGGCUCCUAUAAUGUAUAAGGUGUACAAUUCAGUGUAUGAAAUCCCAGGUUCACUUUUCAGAAUCCCAACAGCCGUGGUCUGGAUUGACUGCUCAAGAUUAGUCACUGGUGAUGGCUUACCACCUCAUGUAUGGGAGUAUUGCCUUAUAUUUGGGAUCAUUUUCGGAGCCAUUUCAUUAGUGAAAAAUACUAUUCCAAUUGAGAAUAAACUUUCAAAAUAUCUUGUAUUUUUACCCAAUGGAGUUGCUGUGGGUGUUGGAAUGUACAAUACGCCUAACUUCACAUUGGCCAGGUUUGUUGGAGGGAUUAUUCUGCAUUUCUGGAACGUUGAUGAUAAAAUCGCCUUGAUUAUCUUUAGUAGUGGGUUGGUAUUGGGUGAAGGUUUAUUAAGUGCAUUUACAAUGUUAUUAACUAGUUUUGGAUAUUGA
Messenger RNA from Lizanozyma spartinae, 2064 nucleotides. RefSeq names its product Opt8p (gene OPT8). Lineage: Eukaryota; Fungi; Ascomycota; Pichiomycetes; Serinales; Debaryomycetaceae. Gene Ontology annotation, molecular function: oligopeptide transmembrane transporter activity. The record is from RefSeq and is a predicted model, not a curated record. Gene Ontology annotation, cellular component: fungal-type vacuole membrane. The transcript has a single exon. Bases 1 to 2064 code for a protein of 687 amino acids.